Molecule: messenger RNA, 1181 nt
Organism: Ziziphus jujuba (common jujube)
Lineage: Eukaryota; Viridiplantae; Streptophyta; Magnoliopsida; Rosales; Rhamnaceae
Product: cationic peroxidase 1
Exons: 4
Coding region: 83-1063 (326 amino acids)
Biological process (GO): response to oxidative stress; hydrogen peroxide catabolic process
Molecular function (GO): heme binding; peroxidase activity
Source: RefSeq, a predicted model, not a curated record
UUAGAGCCUUAACCAAAGCACUAACGUCUGAAACCCCAUUCUGUUUCUCCUCCUUACCUUGAUCUUUGUCUUUUCAACACCCAUGGCUUCCCCGAAAACGUUCCCAUUGCCACCUAUGAACAUUAAAUUUUGCUUGGGUUUGGUUUUGCUUCUUAUUGGAACAGCCUCAGCUCAACUAUCCCCAAAUUUCUAUGCAAAUUCUUGUCCCAAUGUCCUUUCCACCAUCCAAUCGGCAGUGAACUCUACGGUUGCAAAUGAGCUUCGCAUGGGAGCGUCCUUGCUCCGUCUUCAUUUUCACGAUUGUUUUGUUAAUGGAUGUGAUGGGUCAAUACUGUUGGAUGACACAGCAAAUUUCACAGGAGAGAAGACGGCAGCUCCCAAUAACAAUUCAGUAAGGGGAUUUGAAGUAAUCGACAACAUCAAAAACCAAGUUGAGAAUUUGUGCCCUGGCAUCGUCUCUUGUGCUGACAUACUAGCCGUUGUGGCUAGGGACUCUGUUGUUGCUUUGGGUGGACCGACCUGGACUGUGCAAUUAGGCAGAAGAGACUCCACCGCUGCUAGCCUAAGUGCGGCCAAUUCCAACAUCCCUUCUCCUGCACAAAAUCUAAGCGGUCUCAUCACUUCCUUCUCCAACAAAGGUUUCACCGCCAAUGAAAUGGUUGCUCUUUCAGGUGCUCAUACAAUAGGCCAAGCAAGGUGCACAAACUUCAGAGGCCGGAUUUACAAUGAAACCAAUAUAGAUUCCUCAUUUGCAGCAUCAUUGAAAUCUAGUUGUUCGAGCAGUACAGCCGGAGACAACAAUCUUUCACCACUUGAUGUUAGCACCCCAAAUGCUUUUGACAAUGCUUACUUCAACAACUUGGUGAACCAAAAGGGCCUUUUGCACUCGGAUCAGCAACUGUUUAACAAUAAUGGCUCCACUGAUUCACAGGUCAAGGCGUAUGGUAGCGACCAGGGAAGCUUCUUUACGGACUUUGCCAAUGCUAUGGUGAAGAUGGGGAACCUUAGCCCACUUACUGGGACAAACGGUCAGAUCAGAACCAAUUGUAGGAAGCUCAACUGAAAAUAAUAUACUAUUCAUUUGAUUCUGUUUAGUGUGACGAGUUAGUUUGAUUAUAUUUAUGUUCUUAAACAUCAAUAAAGAUUCAUUAUAUAAUAAAUUAUUAUAGAAUUUAGGAAUA